Ogataea angusta is the source of this 1059-nucleotide messenger RNA. RefSeq lists its product as uncharacterized. Gene Ontology annotation, molecular function: RNA binding. The record is from RefSeq and is a predicted model, not a curated record. Gene Ontology annotation, cellular component: U2 snRNP; U2-type spliceosomal complex. The transcript has a single exon. NCBI's taxonomy places the organism in Eukaryota, Fungi, Ascomycota, Pichiomycetes, Pichiales, Pichiaceae. The coding region runs from base 1 to 1059 and encodes 352 amino acids.
AUGCCCUUGAUCGAUGAGAUACAGGGCAUUCUUCCCGAGGAUUUGCCCGACGAUCUAUCAAGCUACUUACUUUUUGACAAAGUACGCUCUCGAUGGCUGAUUGACAAUCCAGAGGAGAAAGAGUGUUUUGAGUUUAAUCCCAUUUUGGAGCGUUGGGUACCUGUCAUGCAAAAUUAUCAGCCCGAGAAGAGGCCUCAUGAACAAGUAAGCACUUCUGAAGAUUUGAAACGCGAAAAACGCCAGCGUCUCGAAGAAUUGAAGCAAGAAAAAGAAGAAUUGAGGCAGUAUCGGAAAAGGAGAAACUCUUGCAUCUACGUUAGUCAGGUCCCCAAAGACAUCUCCUACGAGGAGCUGGAGGCAACUUUUGGUAAAUAUGGAGUCGUUGCACAGGAUUUGCGCACAGGAUCCUCCAAAAUCAAAAUGUAUAAAGACGAGGAAGACCACUUCAAAGGCGACUGUCUAAUAGAAUAUUUAAAGGAGGAGAGCUGUGAUCUCGCGAUUGAGCUGCUGGAUGAUACAAAGCUUCGACCUACAGAUGAAUUUCCCAUUCGAGUCUCGAAAGCUGAGUUCAGUUAUACCACAGAGCAGAAGCCUCGAGUAAAAAUGAAACCUAAGGAACGUUUACAACUGAAGAAGAAAAUUGAACGGAUACACAAAAAGGUGAACGAUUGGUCUGAUACGGAAGAAGAUGAUGAAACGAGGCGGUUGAGAGAAGAAAAAACGCUGAUUUUCAAGCACUGUUUCACGCUCAAAGAACUUGAAGACGAUCCGGCAGCAAUAUUAGAUAUCAAAGAGGAUAUACGAGAAGGAUGCGAGGAGAUUGGCGAAAUUACAAAUGUUGUCCUGUACGACCUCGAAGAGGAGGGUAUUGUCAGUGUUCGAUUCAAAUCUGCCACAGCUGCAAAUGAUUGCAUAGCCAAGAUCAACGGAAGAUACUUUGGAGGCCACAGAUUACAUGUGGAGAAAUAUGAUGGAGUAACACAGUACAAGAAAAGCGCAGGAGACGCUGCCGAGGGAGAUAGAUUGGAUAGGUUUGCACAAUGGGUGGAAGGUCAAUAG